CCUUUCAGCUCAUUAAUAUUCAUAAUACUUUUUACCACAAGAGGGCGCACUUAAAUGGCGCAAAUCUUGCGCAAGCGCACAACCGCUUUUCCGUACCGAAACAGCGGUGACAGAUACAACCAUUCCAAGCAUGUGUUACUGUGACAUGGUUGGAAACGCCACCCUGGUGAAGGUCAUAUGAGAUUUCAGUACACAGGAAUCAACAUGUUAGUGACAUUUCGUGCAGCUGUGUCUACGGUGUUGUGCGUGGCGUUGGUCAAUUCUGUCAGAGACGCCUGCAAAGUGUGCAAGUGUAGUAGCCACGGUCCACUCAUAGUCAACUGCACCAGGAAAGGUCUCACGGAACUACCAUCCAGGAUACCAAAUGAGACAAGAGUACUAAUUCUCGAUGGGAAUUUCAUCAGGUUCAUUCCCUACCGAGGUCUUUUGGGAUUGAAGUCUCUGGUUGUACUCCAACUUACGAACAACAGCAUCAAAGCCCCCUUUGAAAUCCCGAAGUCUGUCGUGAAACUAUCCGCUAACUGGAAUGGCUUGCAAGAUAUACGGCCAAUAAUGCGAAACGGAGUCAACCUUGACUUUGCGGAUUUCAGCAACAAUGCUCUGAAAGUCAUCCAGACCGACACUUUCAAGAAUUGCACCAAGAUGCUGACCUUAAGCUUGGGCUUAAACAAUAUCUCAACUGUACAGCAUGCCGGGCUGUCUGGACCAAAGUACCUAAACAAUGUGCGACUACAGGGUAAUAACUUGGAAGAUAUUGGACCUAGUGCCACAGCGGGGUUGCAUUGCCGCUCACUGUGGAUGUAUAAAACCAAGUUGAGACACAUCCAGCCUCAUACGUUGGCAGGUGUUAAAAGACCAAACCUGAGUUACAAUAUGUUAAAAGAUAUUCCGUCUGCGGUGUUUGCUGACCCAGCGGCACCCACUCCAAGGAACCUACUAGAAGUUAAUUUUCGAAAGAACCUGAUCAAUCAUAUAUCUGAGCGAGCCUUCCAGGGAGUGCGAACAAUCACCGUCCUAACACUACAAGGCAACAAACUGUCAUCGCUGCCCGAACACCUGUUUGCUAACACAACGAUUUCUUUGACACUGAAUUUAGCGUCGAAUCAGCUGACAACUAUGCCAGAUGGCCUGCUGCGAUCACAGAGCAUGCUCAAACAUCUCUACCUGCAGCAGAACCGACUUACAGUUCUCAAUGAACAUAUGUUCAAGGGACUCCGAUCUUUGACCGACCUAAUGCUCUUUGAUAACCCACUAAUUGAAGUAGCGGAUUGGGCAUUUUAUGAAACUCAACUCACACGUGUGUACAUAUUCCAGACCAAUCUUACUGUAUUAGGACGACGGCCAUUCGCUACAGUCAAUGACACAAUCAAACUGAUGUCUUUAUAUGGGAAUUAUUUUGAGACUCUUCCUGAUGCUUUGUGGCAAGAUUUGGCAACUAAUUGCUAUGUGUCUGUUGACAAUACUUUGAAGUUUGCUCCAUCCACAAAUAGAACAGACAUCGAGAUCGAGUUGGUUAGAGAUGGAUUUGCCCAGCCAAUCAACUUGACGAAGGAUGAUGGGAAGAUGCUUACCAAAACUGGUUUUGAAUGCUACCCAUUGCACAAUACAGAUAUUUGGCAGUGUAAACCUUGCCCGCAGGGCUUCUUUGGAGCUUCGUGGAGCGGCGUUUGUAUAGCCUGUCCACCUGGUGGAUUUUUUCAAAACCAAACUGGACAACUUGUUAAGGGCGGCCAGGUUAUGAACUGCCACAAAUGUAACAAUGGGACUUUCGUCGCUCCCUCCGCCCAACCAGGUAAACGUCCUGCCGACUGCAAAGUGUGCCCGACAGGUACCAUUAAAAGCCUACACGCAGGCUUCCGCGCAUGUCCGUGUGUGGAUAACUACUAUCGCACGGAUCGCUUCGGGGAGUGCUACCCCUGUCCAACAGAAGGGCUCAACUGCACAGAGGAGUACCAGCAUCUCCUGCCCGGUUUCUGGUGGACCUGGAACUGGGGUUCGGAUGGCAACCGCCGAUCCUAUGAGCAGUUUGUCCAAAAUCUCCGCACCGAAAACGCCUCCUACGAUUCGUUCUCGCAGGUGUUCCUGGGGACUCUACCAAGAGUCCACGCCUGUCCCAGACCUGAGUCCUGUGCUGUUGAGGGGUAUGGCAUACGCGUCACGUGUCAGACGGGCUAUGAAGGUUGGCUUUGCUCUCGGUGCAGCAAGGGAUAUUAUGCCAGGCUUGACAACUGUCUGGAAUGUCCUAAAUGGCAAUGGUUCCUGCUAGAAGCCAUGGCAGUGCUUUUAGUGGUGGCUGUUCUCAUUGUCGUCAUUGUUUGGGACUUGAGGAGGAAUCGCAGGAGCGGUCGAUCUGUAGUCGAUAAGCUCCUUGCCAGAGCGAAAAUCUUGCUAGGGUUCUACCAAGUCAUUGGUGAGAUAUUCUCUGCCCUUGAAGAAAUUCAGUGGCCGGAUCUCUUGAAAAGCUUCGGUUCAGUUUUGCAUUUUUUGGAAGUUGAUGUCAUGAGGAUUGUCAUCAGUCCGCGGUGUUACUUUCCGGACUUCACGUAUCCUGAUGUUUACAUUGAGUUUAUAUUUGGUUUCGCUUUUGUAGCCGUUGUUUUCUGCGCAGCUUUAUGUUUUUAUGGCGUUACUAAAUGCUACCACGUUGCCAAAGAAACACCUGUUUUGGAUAUGACACUCGCUCUGACAAAAGCAAGGCAAAGGUGUUAUCUGUUUGUUGUUAUGCUGCUUUUUGUGUCCUAUCCCAGUCUUUCCAGUGUAAUAUUGACACUUUUGCCCUCCAGUUGUGACUUGUUUUACCUGGAUGAACACCACAUGUUUAACGCAACCAGGCUCCGAUUUGAUUACUCAAUCGAUUGUAAAACUUCACGACAUGUUCAUUUCACUCAUGCUGCCGAGGUCUCAUUGAGCUAUGUCAUUGGCUUUCCUUUGUUGCUGUUUGUUUUGCUGUGGUGGAGCAGCGGUCCCUGGAGGAUUCUUAGACGCUUUGCCUUUAUGUUGUGUGGUUGUGAGAAUGGCAAUGCAUCCUCUGAUUGCAACAUGGCUUGUGAAGAGCAGAGUUUACCUUUUUUGCAAGGGUGGGAGGGGGUCCGGAAUCGUCGCGGCAUAAACGCGUCCAAUGGACAGUCAGAUCUUGACGGAAGAACCACUCGACGCCAAUCCGACCAGACUGUAGAGCACACUACCACCGGACAGCACAACACUGAAGGAGUCACCUGGAAGACCUUCCUGUGCGAAAAUUACAAGCCUCAGUUCUGGUACUGGGAGAUCAUCGAACUCGUCCGCAAGAUCGUCCAGACAGUGUUCGUGUUACUCUUUGGCUACGAGGACCCGUUCACCAUGCUUGCAACCAUCGUCACAUCAGUGGUCUUCCUGUUGAUUCACUCCUCCGUCAGGCCCAUGAAAGAUGAUUCCGAGCACCGUCUCCAGUUGUUUUCUCUCGGGACCAUCUUUCUGAACCUCUUGGUUGCAUCCCUGCUUCUGCUACCAGCAAACGAGGAUCCCUCUAGUGAAAAGAGAAAAGAAGUACUUGCUGUCACUCUUGUUCUCCUCAAUCUGAGUCUCAUUGCAUUUGUUUUAUUCAGCUUCAUGUGGUCUUGUGCAAAGGCUGUCUGGAGGCAAGGUUGCUGUGGUGGAGUGGGAGCACGAAUUACCGAGCUGUGUCGCCAGCGCUCUCGACCUGCAGCGUCGAGAUGCGACCACGAAGGAGAUGAGGAUGACGACGAGCUGCAGAGUUACGCGGAGAUACAGUAUUCGGACAUUGCAAACGCUAGCUGAAUAUAUAGAGACAAGUCCGCAUUUUGACAUGUUUAGCGCUAAGAUGACAGAGGUCUUGUUCCAUCUCGUUUCUUUACAAAGUGCGUUUCAGCUUAUUUCUAAUAUGCACCGUCCCAAAUCUGCAAAUUCAUAUACAUAAAGGCCCCCUAUUAGAUCAGUCCUACUAAAAGGCCUGUUUGAAUUAAAAAUAAUAUGUUUGAGUUGAAACCAUAAUGAAGUUGUAGUCUUUUUAGAAAACCGUGACCGAACGUUUAAUUCAAAAUUAUUUGCUUUUAGUUUGGUUUGGCGCAACUCUAGGCCGCCUGUCUGAAACGGGUGUAAUCGAACUUA
This is a messenger RNA of Acanthaster planci (crown-of-thorns starfish), 4107 nucleotides long. RefSeq lists its product as uncharacterized. The record is from RefSeq and is a predicted model, not a curated record. NCBI's taxonomy places the organism in Eukaryota, Metazoa, Echinodermata, Asteroidea, Valvatida, Acanthasteridae.